GCGAAGGAGGGGAAGAGAAACAUGAUGAUCCACAAGGUGUCUUUGUUGCUGAUGCUGAUCAUAGCAACUGCGGCGAUGGCAUCCGGGCAAAACUGCACCAGGAGAUGCGGUAGCAUCGACGUUCCCUACCCGUUCGGCAUCGAACCCGGCUGCUACCGGGACGGAUUCAACCUCUCCUGCAACGUAACCGAAUCCAAACUCUACCUUGGCGGAAAAGAAGUCCGUCAUAUGGAUGUCCCGAAUGGGGAAAUAACAGUGAACCAGCGCAUAUCUUGGGACUGCAACAAGAGUUACGUCAACCCCGACGGAUCAUUCCCAAUGGACCUUACUGGUUCUCCCUACACGUUCUCUGGCACUCGCAACAAGUUCACGGCCAUCGGAUGCAACACCAUCGCUCUCUUCGUCGGUGUCACUGAUCAGUCCUAUUCGACCGGCUGCGUGUCUAUCUGCAACCGCAAAACAAUCUUCGCCAACAGUUCCUGCUCCGGCGCCGGUUGUUGCCAGACCUCCAUUCUCCCUGGCCUCCAAUUCUUCAACAUAACCUUUCCCGCCAUCACCGGCCACAAGGACAACUCGUGGGACAACCCCUGUAGCUUUGCUUUCCUCGUCGACGGCAGUUGGUACUCCUUCCGAACAACCGAUCUCAAUGAAACUGACUUCUAUUACAGAAAUGACGGCCGCGUUCCGAUGGUGCUGGACUGGUCGAUAGGCAACGUGGGAUGCGAGGAAGCAACGAAAAAUUCGACCUCCUACGCAUGCCUCAGUAAUAACAGUUUCUGCCUCAAAGCCACCAAUGGCAUCGGAUAUCUCUGCAAUUGCUCGCGCGGUUAUCAAGGCAACCCCUACGUGGAAGGCGGAUGCGAAGACAUCAACGAGUGCGAUCACCCAGAAAAGUAUCCAUGCCACGGAUUGUGCGCCAAUUUACGUGGGAAUUACUCAUGCACAUGCCCCAAAGGCACGAGCGGGGACCCUUUCUUAUCGGCAUGUCAAAGUUACAGUUCAAGCUCAAGCUCGAAAACUAUCAUCAUAGCCAGCGUAAGCGUUGGAGGGGGCAGUGUUCUGGUGCUCGUAGCUACUGUUGCACUAUGGAGAAUUCUGAAAGAGAGAAGCGUGCGGAAAAGGAAGGAGAGAUUCUAUCAGCAGAAUCUAGAGUUGCUAAGAAAAGAACAAUCUUCUUCUUCGGAUGUCGCUCUGAUCGAAAGGAUGAAGAUCUAUGAGCUAGAGGAGUUGGAAAAGGCCACCAAUCAUUUCGACAAAACCCGAAUCAUCGGCGGCGGAGGCCAUGGCCACGUCUUUAAAGGAAUGCUGUCCGACCAACGUGUGGUUGCUAUUAAAAGGCCCAACAUAACCAAUCAAGUUGAGAUUGCCCAAUUCGUCAAUGAACUCUUCAUUCUUUCUCAGACCAACCACAGGAAUGUGGUUAAGUUCUUCGGGUGCUGCCUACAGACCCAAGUCCCCUACCUAGUCUUCGAGUUCAUCUCCGGUGGUACGCUCUCCGAUCAUCUCCUAGGUGUCGAAGGGGUCUCGCCUCUGUCAUUCGAAGAACGUUUGAGGAUCGCCACAGAAGUAGCAAAAGCACUGUCCUAUCUCCACACCGAAGCUUCCAUAACCAUUUUCCACAGAGAUAUCAAGUCGUCCAACAUACUACUCGACGAGAGGAACACCGCCAAACUAGCGGACUUCGGUGCUUCCAGGGCUGUUUCCUUCGAGCAAACUUCGAUCGCUACGGGUGUUCAAGGAACAUUUGGAUACCUGGAUCCUGAGUACCACCAAACAGGAAGACUAACUGAGAAAAGCGAUGUGUAUAGCUUCGGAGUCAUUCUGGCGGAGUUGCUGACCGGCAAGCUUGCCAUUCCUCGCCAGGAGAACGAUGUGGUGAGACAUCUAGUCAUGGAUUUCCUAGUUGCACUCAAAGAAAAUUCACUGUUUAAAGUUCUAGACCCUUUAAUCCUCAAAGAGGGGAGCCGAGAAGCAGUCGAAAGGAUUGCAAGGCUGGUGGAGAGGUGCCUCAAACUGAACGGUAAUGACAGGCCAACGAUGAGAGAGGUGGAGGAUGAGCUCGAAGCCGUAAGAUCCAAGAAGACGAAAGCUGAUGACACCAUGGUUUCAGGGAACAGAGGCGGCGCUGCAUCAUCUGAAACUAUUCGAAGAAUUAGAACUGGACAACAUAGUUUUGGAAGACAAUUUCCAAAUGAUGGUGGCACAUAUUUUAGCAACACUGGAAUCAUGAGCAAUGAGGGAGGCACGACAACAUCAACUGAAGCAAUCGGGACGAGUUCAACGAUGCAGUACACCGUGGAGAUGGAACUCGCGUUGUUAGGUGAAAUGCCGCGUUGAUGAUAUUAGUCUAUUUCGAGUGCGUUGUGCUGUUUCCUUGGUUUCUGUGGUCUGCUUUCGCGUGAAGACAUUAGUGUCGCAAUAUAAUUGUACCGUGGUCUUCUUUUCCCGUCUCGUAGUGUAUGAACUCCUAGAUUGGGAAAUGGUGUGCACUUCAAUUCAUAUAUAUAUAGAGAAUAAUUUCAAUUACAGUAAUAAUUCGUCCA
Molecule: messenger RNA, 2543 nt
Organism: Musa acuminata AAA Group (dessert banana)
Lineage: Eukaryota; Viridiplantae; Streptophyta; Magnoliopsida; Zingiberales; Musaceae
Product: wall-associated receptor kinase 2-like
Exons: 3
Coding region: 22-2337 (771 amino acids)
Biological process (GO): protein phosphorylation; cell surface receptor signaling pathway
Cellular component (GO): plasma membrane
Molecular function (GO): polysaccharide binding; ATP binding; calcium ion binding
Source: RefSeq, a predicted model, not a curated record